UGUAGAUCGCCCCUGCUUGUCAUGUUCUUUGCAUAACACAACAUAUCAAUGCACUUUACUGAUACACAAGUUUACGGUCUGAAUAAACAUUGCUUUUGACAACGCGUCUGUUCCUCGUUGGAGUGGGGAAGUAAAGAAGUGAGAGUUGUGCGUCACGAAAAGGUCAAAUGAGAGAUGGCGAGAGGAAGUGAAUCUGUUUCAGGUGAAAUGUGCUCCUGUUUGUUCAGAGAGUGGCCUUCAAGGGGUUUUAUUGAGAGAGUUUUCUUUAAAGAGGACCAGAGGGGCAAAGAUCUCAAGGUGUUCACCGGCACCUGCAGUCACCUGAAAUAAAUUCUUCUGACAGAGUGAAGACAGUAUGGAGAACUUAUCUGCAGAAGAGAGAGCGUGUCUCAUGUAUCUGGAGGAAACCAUCGAAGCUCUGGAGGUGCAGGAGGACAGUGGCUUAUCCAAUGAUGAACCAGAUUCUGUGUUAGACGCAGAAAAAAAGAGUCAGAUGACAAUAAAUGACAUUUUCAGUUUCAAGUCUGAGUCUUUAAAAGACCAGCAGUUGGACAAAGUGGAACACCACACUGCAAAUGAAACCUCAGAAGCACAGCCCUCGCCUGCCUCUGUAGCCAACACGAAAGAUCUCGAAACAUCAGAGAACCUCGUGACUCAGCCCAAACCUUCAGUCGCUGAAUCAGUCACAGGGUGUGACAUCCACCCAUCAGCUCCUCAGAGUGAGGGGUUGUGUUUGUCCAGGGAUGAAGAUGGGCAUACGAAGAUUGUCUCGAGUUUGAGUGAGUCUACUCAGGCCUCUGAGAUAGAUUUGAGUCUGAUCCCUCCUCCCUCAGACUUCAUGGAUGAACCAGCACCUCCUCCACAGCCAGAGACGGCAAAUGACGUUCCUCCGUCUCCAGACGUAUCCAGUAACAAGCCCAGAGCAACUGUUGACUUGAGGCAGAUGUAUCAAAGAGCCUCAACUUCAGUGAGCUCCUCUGUGACCCAGGAGCCUCCAAACAAGGCUCCAGAAACGAGGCUGUUAGCUGCCAACUCUGGUCACCAAAUCGGUUCUAAUCCUGAAACUGUUGAGCCCAGAAGUCCACCAGCUGUGGCCCCUAAGCCCAAGAAGCUUCCUGCCAACAUUAUUCUGAAGUCCCACAAGGCAGCAGUCGCCGAUGGCAACUCGGGACAUUUGGUGUCCGCUACCAGCGACCGGCUGAUUUUGGACCCCCAAAGGGUCCGCCUUGAGGCCCUCCGAAAGCUUGGCCUGCUUAAAAGUGAUGAGGCAGAUUCAGGCCCCACCCUGAGCCCUAAACUUUCUCCCCAGACUAGGUCAAGGGCAGCUUCUUCUCCAAUCAGCCCAGCAGCUCCACAUACACCACCUACAACACCAUCUUACACCCGUCUCAGCAGCCCAUCAGUGGCCUCUGUACCUCCUCAGUCUCCUUCAACUGUGUCACCAUCAGGUCCUUGUGCAGUUCCUAUAGUCCAGCCUUCUGAUAUUGUCCCAGCACCUGCUGCUUUCAGUGACCCCAACGGUCCUCUGGUGUCAGAUAAUGAACUGUCCACUGUCAGAGAUGUUUCAGGUGCCACAGCAAACGCACAGGUGAGUACGCCUCCUCGUACACCUCCUGCCCUGAUCAAGCAGCUAACCCCACCACAGGUCAACGGUGCCAAAUCAGCCACCCUGGAGUGCUCAGGCCCGAGUCUAAGCAGCUAUAGUCAAGACUACAGUGAGGCCAGCCAGGGUGUCAGCGACAAGCAGAGCCCCAGCCAGCUGCGUAACAGUCGACCGCGCCCUGCCUCCCUGGGGAGCAGGAAAGAGUUUUCAAGCGUUCAAGGAGAGGGUUCUCAGCUGGGCCAUGCCACCAGGAAAGAGCCGGACUUGCGGAGGUCUCUGCCUGCUUUUCAGCACUCCGGAGACUCUCAGAAGCUGCCUCGAUCACAGGGCAUCAGUGUACUGAUCUGCCCUCGUGCAGAAAACGGAAAUGACCGCCGCGAGGCGCUUAAGAGGCUGGGACUGCUCAGGGACUGAGCACCAUCUGACUACCACAGGCUUGCUUCUGAUACUGUAUUUAAAGGAAAAUUACAGAGCUUUUUGGAAGCAGUUUAACCACACAUUUAUGAACUGACAUUUACUGCAUUAAGCUAUUAUAUAAUCAAAGUGCCUGACGUGACUUGAAUACACUGGCUGUCAUGUCCACAUUUGUCCAGUGUUUUUCCCUCACAUUGUACAGCCAAAUGAGUUGUGUUAUGCAGAAAACUGGCAAUCAAGAAGUUUUUGAAUAUUCACUGACUCGCUCACUGUUGCUGUGGUUUGUGUAAAUUAAAUGCUGUUACCUUAAGAGGGAA
Molecule: messenger RNA, 2334 nt
Organism: Scatophagus argus
Lineage: Eukaryota; Metazoa; Chordata; Actinopteri; Scatophagidae
Product: specifically androgen-regulated gene protein-like
Exons: 3
Coding region: 356-2017 (553 amino acids)
Source: RefSeq, a predicted model, not a curated record